Molecule: messenger RNA, 687 nt
Organism: Beauveria bassiana ARSEF 2860
Lineage: Eukaryota; Fungi; Ascomycota; Sordariomycetes; Hypocreales; Cordycipitaceae
Product: Acyl-CoA N-acyltransferase
Exons: 1
Coding region: 1-687 (228 amino acids)
Molecular function (GO): acyltransferase activity, transferring groups other than amino-acyl groups
Source: RefSeq, a predicted model, not a curated record
AUGACAGGCUCAUCCACAAUCGAGGUCUCGCACCUCGACACGCGCCUUCCAUCCCCCACUCUCCCCAUCGUCCUGCGCACCAUACAGCCCUCCGACGCCGCCCGCCUCGCCGCCCUGCUCUCAGACCCUGGCAACGCGUCCGACCCCAACGCCGCGCCCCUGUCCGCAACAACCGCCUCGGAGCUCAUCGCUCGGCAGCGCCUCUCCGCCUCUGUGCCCACCGUCGUCGACACCGCUCGCGGCGCCGUCAUCAUCAGCGGACCCUCGCGCGUCAACAUGGUUAUUGAGCUGCUACCGGACACCGCGUCGUCGUCGUCGUCGUCGCCGCCGCCGCUCGUUAUUGGUCUUGGUGGCUACGGCGCCAUCAAGGAGCUCGUGCGCGACGGCAAAACGAUCCGCGCGGGGGACGUGGGCGCCAUGAUUGAUCCCGAGUACAGGGGGAAAGGGUACGCUACGGAGGCGAUGCGGCUGGCGAUUGACUGGGCUUUUGCGGAGGCGACGGGGGGUGGAGGAGGGCUGCAGCUGGAUCUGGUGACGGUGACGACGCUCGAGGACAAUGUGGCCAUGGUGAAGCUGGCAGAGGACAGGCUGGGGCUCAAGGGCCGGGGCACACGCCGAGCCUGCGGGGAGGAGGGCGCAGAGGGCAAGACGGAGGUUUACUACGAGCUGACCAAGGAGGACUGGUAA